UUUGUCUGUCGGGACUUUAAAGGGACAGUGGUAUCAGAACUCUCAUCUUUGCUAUUUGCCAGAAGCAAUGCGUGCGUGUCAGGCACAUAUAGCCCACUCUCUGCAAUGAAAAUGGUGGGAUUUUCUUUCGCAUUUUGGUGGAGAGCCAUUUAUUUGAUGUUUUGAUGGGUCGUCUUCUCAAUUAAGAGUGGUUUAUGUUUCUACAUUUCAGGUUGGAACUAGGUAUUGACUGAUUGCUGGUUUCACCCUUAAACAUGAAACCUGGAUCAAAGAAGGGCUGGCGCUCAAUCGUACCUGUUCCUUCGCGAGGCAAAUCAACAACCCAUUUUUGCAUGUUCCCAAAAGUAAAGUCAAAAGGCUAUGCUCCAGGAAGCACUCCCGUGUAUCUCAAUGUCUACGACUUGACACCAGUCAAUGGUUAUUUCUAUUGGGCUGGCCUUGGUGUCUUUCACACUGGCGUGGAAGUUCACGGGGUAGAAUAUGCUUUUGGAGCCCAUGAUUUUCCAACAAGUGGUGUCUUUGAGGUUGAACCUCGGCAUUGCCCUGGCUUCAAGUUUAGAAAGUCAAUAUUCAUGGGAACAACGUACUUGGACCCUUUCCAGGUUAGAGAAUUCAUGGAGAAUCAGUCUUCAAACUACAAGGGUGAUGCGUAUCACUUGGUUGUGAAGAACUGCAACCAUUUCUGUGCGGAUAUCUGUUACCAGCUGACUGGAAACCGGAUCCCAAAAUGGGUAAAUAGACUAGCAAGAAUAGGUUCGCUCUGCAACUGCAUUCUCCCUGAGAAUCUUAAAGUUUCUGCUGUGCGACAUGAUCCGAAUUUCCAAGGCUACGACAGUGAAAAGAAAAGACUGAGAAGCUCCUUCAGUUGCAUGUCAUCACUUUCAAUGCACCAGAAGGAGAGGGAGGUAUCUAUAUCUUCAUUAUUUCUACACUCUCAUUACAAAGGCUGCCUACCACAGUGGGAGUCAAAAAAAGCUGAAAAUGAAUCCUUAAAGGAUGGAUGAGAAGACUGUCUACUAUAUCCGAUUGAAUCGUUGGUGAAAUCCCACAACUUGGAGCUAAUCUUCCCUGUGCAAGCUUGUUGUAUUGAAUGACAGCACAGAAGGCUUGUUUCCUGUUUCUUGUAAUUGCAGAGUGAUGCUUGUUGUCUCCUGACUUGCAAAAUAUAUUUUUUUGUUUUCCAUACCAAAAGAACCCAGAAAUUCAUUUGCUACAUCAAUUGUUUCUGGGAAAUAGUUUGUGUUUAUGACACUAUAGGGUGGAAUUUGACUAUUGCUUAUUUAGAUUAUUACUUCAAUUGUUCCUUGAGUAUUUUGUU
Camellia sinensis is the source of this 1318-nucleotide messenger RNA. Its product is annotated as deSI-like protein At4g17486. The record is from RefSeq and is a predicted model, not a curated record. Gene Ontology annotation, molecular function: deubiquitinase activity. Gene Ontology annotation, biological process: protein deubiquitination. Lineage: Eukaryota; Viridiplantae; Streptophyta; Magnoliopsida; Ericales; Theaceae.